Priceomyces carsonii is the source of this 2073-nucleotide messenger RNA. RefSeq lists its product as uncharacterized. The record is from RefSeq and is a predicted model, not a curated record. The coding region runs from base 1 to 2073 and encodes 690 amino acids. The transcript has a single exon. Lineage: Eukaryota; Fungi; Ascomycota; Pichiomycetes; Serinales; Debaryomycetaceae. Gene Ontology annotation, molecular function: myosin binding.
AUGAAUAUUAACGCCGACAUUAAUCUCGCUAUCAGUGACUGGGGAAUUGAAGAGGAGAAUGGGUUGUCUUGUGUUGAAAAUGUCCUGAAUGUCAAUGUAAUUAUAAAACAAUACAUAGCGAAGUACCUAUCACUUAAUCGUCAUUCUGACUACUUUUGGGAAAGAUUGAAAUAUAAUUUGAUCAUAUCUAAUUUACUCGAUGAUUCAAUGGUUCUUUCGAAAAACGAGCAAAUGUUACGAACGCAUCAGUCCAUGUUUGAAAGAAGCUAUUUAAGUACCAUAGUUAACGAUGACGAUUUGGAAUUAGUCUCAUAUGAAAAAAAGUACCGUAUGACUCUAAAGAAAUUUAGGAAACAUUUGGUGCCGAGUAUUAUUAACAUAAUAAUUCAUUUGUUAAAAUUUCAUCAUACGUAUAAUGAGAAGCAAAAAUUUAAGAUAUUUGCUGUGCUUUUGUUAAUGUCUGCAAGAAUAAUCAAAACAGAGAAAUUGGCAUUUAAAUUAAGGUAUCUGUCGAUUCUUAAUACCUUGAACGAAUUUCUCCUCUUGAAUUACAAGAUUAAUAAAAAGUUCAUCACAAAUUUGAUUAAUCUAAAAAACUACAGGAUCUUAGAUGAGAACAAACCUACAAAAAUAGCAAAUUUGCAGAAACACCUAAGUAAUACAUUGGAAUUUUUGAUAUUUGAUUUAAAACUAUGGGCCUCAAAGCUACUACCUUAUGUUAAUGGGGAUGUUUUAGAACAAUUUUGUGAUGUAAACAACGUUGAUAUAGAUUUAAUUGCCAAUGAAUCUGAUAUAAACUCCAUGUCACAAGACAUGACGGAAAGUAUUGAUGAAGUCAUUCUCAAAUUAAAUAAAUUUAAUCAGCUACGAAAAUUAGUGAUAUGUGAGAUAUUAACUUUUAAUGAUCUACCAAAAUCGAGCUAUUUCUUAAGUCAGCUAAAAGAUCAGUUAAAUUUACCUUCUAAUAGUAAGACAUCAUUAACAAUGCAUAAUAAACUUUUGGCAAUGGAAGAUUUUUUUAGAGCUAACGUUAAAGUCCUAUCAAAUUUCAACUUAAUGAUUCAAAAUCUCGAAUAUAACGAUGAUACGCCUAGAUCUGACUUAGAAAUAAUGAACAAAAAAGACAUCUUGACCCAUUAUAAACGUUCAGAUUUGGGCACAAAUAAAAACGAAAUCAAUUUGGAAACCUUGAUUAACAAGCUUUCAAGUUUGACUACAAAUUUAAAGUAUUUUGAAAAGUACCAUAAGGCGACGGAGGAUAAUGAGGAAGAGUUGCAUGAAAAAAUAUUAAUAUUUAAUCAAUUUAGUGACGAGAUUAACAAAUUGAAGGAAUUGCAUCAGCUAUACCUGAGCGAUUUAAACCUGAGGGUUGGCCAUUAUAAUAAUCUGUAUCCCGGUUCUCCUAUGGAACCCUCUUUUUCUGAUACAACUGAUAUGCAGCUACGGUCAUUUCAUAAUACAAUCAUAAAAAAAAGAUAUUCCUUACCUCCACAGCUUAAGAGCCCCCCAGGAAUCCCCUCUAACUCUUCUUCUGAUGUCAAUCAAGCUCGAAAACCGAAGAGGACUUCAGGUGGAUUGCAGCUCGGUUUAUUGACUGUUUUGGAAGAGCCUGCAGCGCAAAAUAAAAUGCAUAUAUCAUACGACGAUAAUUACAUAAACAUUUUACCACCAUCUUCAUAUGAGACUUAUAAUCAAGAUGCAUUAGAUCAGCUUCAAAGUAAUAAAUCAGAUACCAAUAGGAGCAGCAUUUUUACGAACAGCAGAUUCUCAAUCAAUUCCAACGCUUCUAACAUCAGUGGGGCUUCUGAUAUGGUUAAUUUAACUCAAGUGAGCUCUGUGGAUGAUGAGUAUGUUAAUGACGGGCUUUCAAAGCUGCAGCUUAAAGCGAAGUUAGAAGAGAAUCUUAAUAGGUUGUAUACGGGAAGUGGCUCAAAAUUGGAUCAGGAUACUUUUCGAACGGAUGCUACAGGUGGCUCAGAAAAUAAUGGUGUACUUCAUCACAAUAUUUCAAAACGAUCCUUCUCAAACGAAUUAGAAAAAGCUUUAUUGAAUAAAGUUACACGAGGUCAAUAA